Messenger RNA from Alternaria alternata, 1576 nucleotides. Its product is annotated as tetratricopeptide repeat protein 4. Gene Ontology annotation, biological process: protein folding. Lineage: Eukaryota; Fungi; Ascomycota; Dothideomycetes; Pleosporales; Pleosporaceae. Gene Ontology annotation, molecular function: Hsp90 protein binding. The coding region runs from base 204 to 1379 and encodes 391 amino acids. The record is from RefSeq and is a predicted model, not a curated record. The transcript has 2 exons.
UGGCUUUGCUGGGCUGCCGUGUUCUCAGUGGUUCACCUGCUCAGGUCGCUGGCAGCCAGUGAUGGCCGAAUCCGUGGGUCAGGGUUCGACAGCCCCGCCCACGCCUGACUAAGCGACCAUCACCGAAAAUUCGACCAUACAGUCAUAACAAGCAUAUCGUGAAAUUGCAGACAGCGCAUAUAGACGGAUCGAAACAGGCAAACAUGGCGCAAUCAGAUCAGAAUGGACCACAGGCGGUGUCCGCCGAACUGCCGCCAGCGAUGGCAGAGGUCAAGUCGCAGAGUGUGGACGACUUGAUGAAAGAGAUGAACCGCAUGCCAAUUUUCAUGACAAGUUUAGAUGAAACAGACGGCGAGGGAGGUGAGAACAUGGCGCUGGAGGCGUUGAAAGCCAUGGCGUACGAAGGAACCCGUGCCGAAAUUGCUGAAAACUUCCGACAACAAGGCAAUGAAUGCGCACGGGCAAAGCAGUGGACAGACGCGAAAGAGUUCUACGACAAGGCGAUAGCAGCGCUCAAAGGCCCACAAACCAACCCGGACCCCGAUGCAGAAGGACCAGAUGUCAUCCCUGUCGAGCUCGAUGAAAAGGAGGAAGCAGAGAAGGAAAGAGUGAUUGGCGAGGCCGUCUAUGUCAACCGCGCAUUAUGCAAUCUCGAGAAGAAGAACUACCGCUCUUGCAUUCAGGACUGCAUAGCGACACUCAAGAUCAAUCCCGCCAACAUCAAGGCUUUCUACAGAUCAGGCACUGCUGGUCUUGCACUAGACAAGUUGAAGGAAGCAGCCUGGGCCUGCGACCGAGGAUUAGCUCUAGAUGCUUCCAACGCCCCUCUCAAGGCCCUCAAAACCAAGAUUGAUGCUCGAAAGCAGUACAUAGAUUCCGUCGAAAAGGCACGCCGCGAACGAGAGGAGAAGGCUGCAUCAGAGCGAGCAACAAUGAAACUUGCAUUGCGAAGCCGGAAUAUCUUGACGCGGAGCACGGAGAAGCCCCCAGAUCUGGAAGACGCCACGGUCAAGCUGGAAAACAGCUUGGACCCCUCUUCAACACUCACAGUACCGGUUAUUCUGCUUUACCCAAUGCACUCGCAAUCGGAUUUUAUCAAGGCGUUCUCUGAGAAGGAGAAGCUAGAUGAACAUCUCGACUAUAUCUUCCCACUCCCAUGGGAUGAGCAACACGAGUACACAAUCGACAAUGUCGAAUCAUACAUGGAGACCGCAGCGGGUGGUUUGAUCAAAGUUGGAAAAAAGAUGAGCCUAGGCAAGGUACUGGGAAGCGGGAAGCCGGAGAUCGUCGACGGAUUGGUGACGAUAAGCGUGGUGCCGAAAGACAAGGCUGCUGGUUGGAUAGAAGAGUUCAAGAAGCGAAAAGGGAAAACGGCAUAAGUUGGCCAAGGGCCAUGGCACAACAGCGCGUCUGACCCGACUGCUCCUCGGGCCGAACGAUGACGAUGUCUAGAUGAAUCGAUGAAUGAAUGAACAAAAACACGCAAGCUACAGGCGCAACGCGUCCACAGCGCGCCUCACCCAUCGCUCAUUAGCAAGUUCGCAAAAUCUCCGUAUAUGAUCGCUGACGUAUUCGC